AUGGCAGUUUCGUCGAAACCUGUGGUUUGGAUGCCCACGCGCAUCCAUCCCGAUGCGCACAAGCUUGCUGUGGAACUCUUCGACGUCAUUCAACCCGGAGACGAGCGCGCGGCGAACUGGUGGGAGUAUGCGGACGGGUCUGUGGUACGAACGGGAGGCAUCGGCGUCGAGGAGGUGGAAAGGGCGCAUAAGUUGAAGAUUAUUUCUCGCAAUGGCGUAGGAUACGAGACCAUACCAGUCAAGACUUGCUUGGAGCGCGGCAUCGUAGUCACCCGCCUACCCGGCGUCAAUCAGAAAGCCGUCGGCGAGCUAUGUGUGGCGCUCACACUGGCUGUACUCCGACGCGUGGCCGAGCUCGACAGGCGCAUGCGCCGUGGAGAGUUCCUGCCCAGUAUAGACUGGCUAGGUAUCAGUGCGGACGAGAAGGUCGUAGGUCUCGUUGGAAUGGGCAAUAUUGCGCGGGAGUACGCGUGGAAGAUGAGUAGAGGCUGGAAUACACCCAUAUUUGUUUACUCGCCCACUUCGUCGCCUUUGAAGUGGACCGACCAGGACCCAUCUGGCGAACCUCCCAUCCCGCACACGCGUGUCAGCUCCCUCGAUGAGCUCCUACAGAAGAGCGACAUCGUCUCUCUGCACUGCCCCACCACUGAUGCGACGCGGGGUAUGAUUGGCAAGCGUGAACUCGGGCUCAUGAAGGACACGGCAGUCUUGAUCAACUCGGCACGAGGAGCUCUGAUCGACGAGGUUGCCCUGCUCGAUGCUCUCAAAAAUGGGAUCAUAUAUGGUGCAGGUCUAGACGUAUUAUGCCAUGAACCAGCCACGCCCGAGCGCUACUCAGAGUUGUACGAGCUGGAAAACAUCGUUAUCCAACCACACGUUGGCGGUGGGACGCACGAAGUUCAGAGCAGCAGCUGUAUCACGGCCGUGCGCACUGUAUACUCCUACCUACGCGGAGAAGGCAUUGGCGAAAGUAUUGAAGUUGAGUCAUGA
Messenger RNA from Peniophora sp. CBMAI 1063, 990 nucleotides. The record is from the annotation of a GenBank genome assembly. Lineage: Eukaryota; Fungi; Basidiomycota; Agaricomycetes; Russulales; Peniophoraceae.